Messenger RNA from Mycena citricolor, 428 nucleotides. NCBI's taxonomy places the organism in Eukaryota, Fungi, Basidiomycota, Agaricomycetes, Agaricales, Mycenaceae. The record is from the annotation of a GenBank genome assembly.
CGAAACCAGAGCGCAACGGAGGGUCGAGACUCGAGACGCGGGCCCGCCCGUUAUCUCCGGACACUCUCAAAGCAGGUCACCGUCUUUGGGCGAACGCCUGUCGAACCAUCACACGCUCCUUGCUUGGCACGUGGGGGUCUCAGAGGUAGCAUUUCGAAAAGCAUUCGUUCUUCCAAACCCUUUGCAUCGCUAAUUUCACGACUGAGUGAAGGAUGCAUUAUUGUGGGUGAUCGCCUGCUUUCCGUGUACCACUGGCGCCCUCAUUAACAUUAUCCCUGACUCCUCUGAUGAAGCACCGGAGGUCGCGAUCGCCCCUCGCAGGCACAACCCUCGUGGCGAGGUCUUUGCCUACGCGUGCAUGAAUCAGCCGCAGUCAAGCUGCAAAAACGAGUGGUCUGCAGUAUUAACACGGAUAAGAUUGCCGUUCC